CGUGUGUCGAUAUGGCAGCUGCUUCGAUGACUGAAAAUUUUCAUUUUGGUGGAAAAUAAUACAUAUUACGGUGCUAAUGGAGAAUUGUUAGAUAUUGCUCAUAGUAGUUUGCUUUCCGUUGGAAGUGUUAACGAUUAAUUGAUGGAUUGGUUCAUUUUUCAAAGUUCUAUAGUCGUAAAAUAGGCGAUGUAAAAAUUCCUUGAAUUCGUGAAACAGGGUGGAUUUGUUUUUUCACCCCUGCAGCACUAAAAUGCCAUUUGAAAAUUUAUUAUAAGCGGUGAAAAUAACUUCGGAUAGUUAACAAGUAGAAUAAAGUUAUCGUUUGUGCAGUGCAGUGGAAUUCUAAAGGAAAUAUAAAGAAUGUCUUCCGAUGGAACGAGCUCAUUUUUCGGAACAUGGGAGAUCAUCGAAUCUCACCUCGAUGGGACGGCAGAUAAACUAGGAUUGGAAGGGGUAAAGUUUCGAUUGGACGAAAUGGGGGACAUCAUCUGGUACAACGAUUUGGUAAACACAAACCAAAGCUACGAUGACCCAAAGAAAGCCAGCUUCGAAUCGAGCUUCUGUCCCAUCAACGAUUCGGCAACGGUAUUGUUCAGCUGUGAGACCUUCGAGGUUCUCGAACUUAGCUCCAACGGGCCGGGUUUGAUUUUCGGAGCGUACACUGGCCACAGCAUCGAAUUUACGGCCAACACACGGAACCCUACCGAUCGUAUGCUUUUGAAGUGCGAAGGCUGGUGCCAAUUGGUUUGCAAACGAGUAAAGGACGACCAAUCGAUUGGCCAGGAGAUCCCAUUCACGCUGCUGUCCGUGCUGGAUGAUGGUAAUUUCUGUGAUGUCACGUUGAAGAGCUGCGAUAAUGUUAUUUAUAAUGUUCACUCGCCAAUAUUGCGUUUAAAUGGCUUCGAUUGCAGUAGCAUGGCAGCUGCAUCUACAUAUCACAAUCUCGUCGUCGGGGGAGCUACAGGUGAUCGAUCCCAUCCACCUUUAAUGAAAGUGUGCUCAGUGCCAUGCGCAAAAUCUCCUAAAGCAUCAACCCAACAUAUCAGCCAACGGCCCAGUCCGACUGCAACUUGUAACUUUCUUCUUCCGCCAACGUUGGACGUUUACAACCUAUCGCCAAAGCUUGCCAAUAUCUCAAACUCAUUCAAUUGUCUUACGGCAAAUGAUUCCAUAUUCCUGGAUGUGCCGAAAAAGCAUCACGUUUUCUCCUCCGAUUCCAAUCUGAACUCAGAUCGAAACAUAUUCUUCUUCCCCGCUCCAAGUGCUCUAUCCGGCAUUCACGAUCCUUUGCAGCGCACCGGAAAGUUCAAAAUUCCAUCAUCCCCAUUCCGAGCGCGUAGUCCGUCUCCUUUUCCGUGUUCGUUGGAUACGCCACCAUCCUCUCCAUUGACGCCAUUGUCCGUUUUGAAUAACAUCCCAUCGAAAAUGCUUUCAACCAUAUUACACUGGCUGUACUGUGAAAGCCUUCCCGAAGAUCUGGACGAGGAGACGUGCACCAGCUUGUUGGCGAUGAGCGAAAGCACGACCCCCCUGAGCCGAAUGACCGGUCCUUGCAAGAAUUUCCUGCGCAAUAUUCAGCUGAAGAAAUUUGUCAUCGACAUAGUUUCAGAUCUUCACGACAGCUUGAACCACGUGAUCCAAAUGGUUAAUCCGAGUACGAUUUCUCACAGUCCCUGCGUUUUGUGCCAGAUAUUCAAGGAAGGAUUUAAGGAAGCAUUGAUUGCGAUCGUGAAACUUAUCCAGUUUUGCAACAUCUUUACAAAAGACGCUACGACUUUCACGCGUUUUCAACGACACGAAAUUAUCAAAUAUGUUCGCGCCAGGACACCGGUUUUCCUGUCCCAGUUCCACCAGUUACUGCAGAACAUAAACAUCGUUCUAUGUUCGUUGACGAAUGAAGAGAAAAAUGAUCUGGUGUCCUAUUUGGUGCCCGAAAUAAUUUAUGCAUUGGAGGUUCUAGCGGCUUCAAUAACAGAAAUUAAAAAUUCACUGGAAAUCGUUUGCAAGGACCUCAAGGCAACACCGGAUGCACGUGGCAGCUCAAGCGGAUCUUCAAGCGGUUUACGAGAUGGUCGAGCAGGGCGCACCAGAACACGUAGUUCGUCUGGACAUUCGAGCAAUAUUGGCCAAGGGCCAGCUAGUCCUUCAGCUGGAAGCGGCGAGUCUCGAUUCAAUCAAAACUCUGAAAGUGAUCUCAAAUUUUUCCUGUACAUGUACGAGGUCAAAAAGAUGCGGGACAUUUACGGGAAGGUUUGCGGUGCCUUGGAGUUCAUACUUCGCUCCAGAGCAUCGUUCAACGAAAUGAACCAUUUGCAUCAGCAUGCAACCGUCAGAUCGAACUUGGAGCAGAUUACCCACGAGGUGCCAAUCUACAUUGCGCGUCUUGAGGAACUGUGUGAUAUUAUUGAUGAACGAAUCGGUUGGAAAGAAUUCAAGUUCUGUUUCAAGUUUCUUACGAGCCAGGUGAAUGGAAUAAUCACGAAACUUCUGGAGCAUAAGUCUGCCUUACACGAUGCGAUGUUAUAUGUGUCCAAUCUGGUACAGAAAGAUCAAUUCACUCGUGCCCUGUUAGAGUUAGGUCUGCUGGCAAACCAGAGUAUAGACAGCGGCGGGUAUGGAGAUCCUCGGCCGUGUCCAAGCAGAUACCAAGACUACAGUAGCACAAAGUUGAAUCUGGUGCAAAGCUUAUGCGAGCCUCCCUCUGCGAUAAACAGCAGUCUUUCGAAGAAUGCCUUAAAAUUGCUGCAUUCGGGUCAACUGGCAGACAUGGAGUUCGAGGUGGUCGUUUCGCCUACCGAUUGUCAAAAUGAAAACAUCACAUUCGAUUUCAGCCCAGACGAUGCACUGCUUCAGAACGAUAGCGGAGCUGCUGUAUGUGGGACACCGGUUAAGAAUCAGUCACAUACGUUCAAAGCCCACAGAGUCAUAGUUGCUGCUCGGUGCGAGUGGUUUAAGAAGGCUUUACUGUCCGGAAUGCAGGAGGAUAUUAAUAGGAAAAUUGUCAUUCACGACACAUCGCCUGUGAUAUUUCGAAGAUUGCUCCUGUACCUCUAUGGUGCACCCGUUGACAAAUCCGUUGGGGUAGAUCAAAUAUGUGAACUGAUGCUGCUAGCUGAUCGUUACUCAGUGGACAACUUGAAAGACAUAUGUGAAAAUACUCUUAUAGCGUCAAUCGAUAGUGAAUCCGUGAUCUACAUGUUUGGAAUAUCUGACCGUUUCAACGCCUCUUCGUUGAAGGCAAGUUGCCUAUCGUAUCUAUCACAGCAUACAGAAUUGACCAAACUAGAGAUAUUCAACGAGCUUCCAGGAUAUCUUCAGAAUGAGGUUCAAGACUUAAUAAGAUGGUGUGGACGCGUACCGGAACCUUGGAGUGAACGAUCGGAUCGUACGCGACGGAGCUUGAAAAGUCCUUCGCGGUCAAAGUCAUCUCGUUCGAGGAAAACGUCCCCUUCAUUCAUGUGACAAUGAUGCGUAGAGCCUAUCGUUCUACCCGCAGGGGUUCACUGACUGUUUCUUGUAUAGUGCGUGGUUCUUUACAUCUCUUCAACUGGAAUAUAACUACUGUGAUGUGUCGUAGUAUUAAGACACGAAGGUAAACGAAUAAUGUGACGUCUCGAUCGUCAUAGUGAAAGACUUUCGAUAGCAAUGAGCGGAUAAUUGUAGUAUACACGCAUUUUCUUCAACUGUUUAUAGCAAAAAAAAUUGUAGAUAGUGUUUUUUCAAUUCAUAAACAAAAUUAUCAUCCACAUAGAACAAUAUCGAAAAAUAGCAAAAAACUACAAUAUACUAACUUUAGUCUUUCAAUUCUGUAAAAUAAAAUACAACCCAAGACAAGGAAUAUGUAUGACAAACAACUAUUUUAGUUAAUUUUAUGUAAAGCGAUGUGUACACAUGAGAUUGAAUAGCAUUCAAAUAAGAUAUAUGUUCUAUUUAUUUUUUCGUCAUAAAUCAGAGCGCAAAGAGACAAGUGGAAGCGAAUGUAGCUAAAAAUGAUGUCGAAUGAUUAACACAAUUUCGUUUUGUCUUUGUUAAUUUGAUAAGCAAUGUGAACAUUUUUUCAUUAAAGCCCAAGCUCAUCGACUUCUUAAAUUACAUACAAAGAAAUAAUUUCAUAAACAACUAUUUGGAUGCUAUUAGUGAAUCCUGAAGUGAGAACUGUUUUAUUCCACUGUUUUAGAUGUUCAGAUAAUAAAAUUUGAU
Molecule: messenger RNA, 4200 nt
Organism: Armigeres subalbatus
Lineage: Eukaryota; Metazoa; Arthropoda; Insecta; Diptera; Culicidae
Exons: 12
Coding region: 361-3462 (1033 amino acids)
Biological process (GO): regulation of proteolysis; proteasome-mediated ubiquitin-dependent protein catabolic process
Cellular component (GO): cytoplasm
Molecular function (GO): ubiquitin protein ligase binding
Source: RefSeq, a predicted model, not a curated record